This is a messenger RNA of Aethina tumida (small hive beetle), 545 nucleotides long. RefSeq lists its product as uncharacterized. The record is from RefSeq and is a predicted model, not a curated record. Gene Ontology annotation, biological process: sensory perception of smell. The transcript has 2 exons. Lineage: Eukaryota; Metazoa; Arthropoda; Insecta; Coleoptera; Nitidulidae. Bases 62 to 481 code for a protein of 139 amino acids. Gene Ontology annotation, molecular function: odorant binding.
GAUAUAUAAAGAGGCCCAGCUUGGAUAUAUAAAUCAGUUCAAUUACAAAACUGAAUAAAAAAUGAAAGCCUUCCUCGUCUUCGCCCUCGUCCUGGGAAUCAGUGCAGCAGCCCUGAUCAAACCCCUUACGGAUGAAGAAAAACAAAAAGUGAGAGCUGCCCACGAAAAAUGUCAAACUGACCCCGCAACCGCUGUCCCAAAAGGCACUUUGAAACUGAUUCACGAGGGCCACGCCUCUGAGGUCCAGAACUUGAGAGCGCACAUGUUGUGUAUGGCCAAGAUAACCAAAGUCAUCAAGGAGGACGGAAAACUCAACGUCGACCUGUUGAAGACCAAAUGGGCCGAACAUUACGACGCCGCCGACCUAGCCAAGUUGCAACAUUGCUUGGUUGAUAAGGACACUCCUGAGGAGACAGCUGUUGCUUUGGCCAAGUGCCAGCGUGAAGCUGUCGGUUCCAUUUUGCACCAUCAUCAUGAAUAAUUUUUCGUUGUUUUUUUUAAUUGUUAAAUCGAUUAAUAAAUAAUAAAAUAGAUUUUAAAGCGAA